CCUAGGUGAAAGCACCCGGGGCGACACGAACGAGAACAACAGAAAAGAAGGACACCGCCUGAAACAGAACUUGAACUGACAAAAUAAGUCAUGAUGGCGCCUUCCGCUUCCAAAAGGAGAAUGCCGAGGUUGUUCUUGCGUUCACCUUCAUUCCUCGUCGCCCGGCCGUUCACAACGUUGGCGGUUUCGGCGCUGUUGGUGAUGUUCAACUUUCACCGUGGCGUGACUGCUGUAACUAACGCAAAGACCGAGAAGUCUCCUGGCGGCGUGCUAGACUCAACAGCACCAGCAACAGCAGCAGCUCCGUCAUCGAACGUAGAGGUGGAAGACGUCCACGACGAGGAACUACACCCGGAUCAUGAAUUAUACCACCGCCAUUUCCACCCCCCGGUGGACCCGUUGCCCGGCGCUACAAAGGGAAGCAAAGUAAACGUGGAGAUAGAAGCUGCCACUGCUGGUGGAGGGUCUACAGGGUCUACACGACCGGAGAAGAAACAUGUUCCAAACGGUAGAACUGCAACGAAAAAAAAGCAUAAAAAUCCCGACGACGACAUUAUUCCGGCACGAGUCUUCGGCCCCGAACAGGAAAUCGACGAGGAGAUCGAGAAUUUUGAAAGCGUCAAUAGCAUGACAAAAAGUAGUACGAAGUCGAAGAAGUCGGCCGCUACGGUCGUUGUGUCGCCGUCGUCUAAGAGGCAGACCGAGGAGCGGCAAGGACAGUCAACAACAAAGCAGGAGCAACAGCAAAGCAAGUCCGUGAAGACUAAGAAGUCUGAUGUUGAAGAACUACUACAUCAAGAUCCAGCCGCCUCCAGCAGCCUAGAAUUGAAGCAGAAAACGCCGAUGCUCCGCCGGGAGAAGUUCAAGCAAGGCCCCUCCAGCGACUCCUCUGUCAAUUCCGACACGGCUUUGCGCCUGGCCAUCCUCCAUACCGCGGACACCUACAACAUGGAUCCCGGUCCGGUGGCCCACGUGCAGCGCGCCUUCUACCUCGGAGAGGACGCGUCUUCCGUGUUAGCGGAACUUUCUGGUUCGUCCCACGGCGGCAGCCUCGCUUCGGACCUGCACGGCCAGAUUUUCGACCACUGCAAGGGCCGGAUCCGGGGCGUCACCUGUUUCCCGGGGAUCCUGCAGAAGAUCGGGAUGCAAGAGAUCGACUUGACCACAAAGGAGGGGCGCGACGAGAUGAUGGAAGCGGGGGUUUUUUCCUUCGGGUGCAGCAACGACUACGCCAGUGGAGCUUUCACGGGCACGAAUUUUGCCAGCGCGAAGACGCUACAAGACGAGCAAUCGGUGAAGCGGAUGCACCGAAGGACCCCGAUGGGGGGCCUCUACGAAAUCCGCAAAGCGUUUCUCCGCUACCGACAGUACUUCGAACAAUUACCGGGUUUUGAAGUGCUCGCCUUGGGCGGCGGCGGGUUUUUGGACAACGGGGUGGUUUCUAGUGCCGACUCCGGUCGCUCGAUGAUCCAGCUGUGGAACAGUGCGAAACUUGACGCCACCCUGAUCGUACCGGAGUCCGACGCGAUUGCGCGAGCAGACGGGUGUGAGACGGAUGUCUCCUGUGAUUCCACUCUGCAACGGAUGCGGGAAUCGAACUUCGCCUACGUGCACACCCUGUUUGACCACAAUAUGGCGUUCUCAACUGUUACAUUCUCAACUGUUACAUGAUUUGUCAUGCAAAUUUACCACCAAGAUCGCCACGCUUAGGCUGCUUCGCAUGGCAAAUAUCCGAAGGGCUAAACAGCAUGUAAAUCUGUGUCAAAUCUGUAAUGCAAAAGGCGCAAUCUUGUUCCUUCCACUUUCGCCGUUCUUGCCUUACAAAUUAAUGUAACAGUUGAGAAUGUAACAUUUGAGAACGCCAUACACAAGAUCGGGGACCAGGCCUACGCCGCGGACCUGCGCUGGCGGUUGAAACACAUCGAAGCGAAGGAUGUGAAUUUGAACAUUUGGGGCACCAACGCCACGAAUCUCGCUGCCAGGAAACGAGUAUCGUCGAACGUGUUGGUGAAGGCCGUGGAGCGGUACCCGACCCAAUCUUUACGGAUGACCAGCCGGGCGAUUCCAACCGGGGAGAAACGGGGGUUUUACGAGACGGAAAGCAAAAACACGAUGUUGAAAACAGGAAGUACAAAUGAUUACGACAGCAAUAGUUACCCAGCCGCAAGCACACCUUCUAACCUGCUGAACUUCAACCCGUUUGAGGAUGUUCACCAGGAACAACACGCUGUGACCACUGGCAGUGGUAACAGCAAGAGCGCGAAGAUGUUGACAUCAAGCACUGGUCGUGGUUCAGGAACAAUAGACGCGAUAAACGACCCAGCAGCAGCAGAGAAGACCGCGCAGCGGCCUUUGGUGGAUCAAGGCCGUGAUGGGGCUCUUGAUAUCGAGGACGUCGAAGACGACUCCUCGGCUACUGGAAGAUCAUCGUCCGGAGGUGCUGCGUUUUCCUCUUCUUCAAGUCCUCUGGGCACAAGCACAACGACCAAAAAUAGGCUGUCCGAUGUCCUCGAUCCCGAUGACCCGGAAGAUGUCUCAGACAAUGCCAAUGCGGAAGUUUUAGAAUCUUCUUCCAACGUGCGGGAUGAAUUUGUCGGAAAAGCCUGUGUGUUUCCCUACAAUGAUCGGGAGAUGCGAGAGCGGAACACACUGGAAUUUGAUCCGCCACUGUCCGCGUCCUUGUCUUUUCACCCGGACCCGCUUCGGGAGCUGAAGAGGCUGCUGCAAAACUACAACUUGGCGGGGCACUACGGCUCGGCCUACGAUGACGCUUCGUCGCAUAGCAAUCAGAGAGAACAAACUAUCGUGAGAAAAAAGUGUUACAGUUACACAUUGUGUUGCAGGAGCCGCAAGACACACAACCGUUGUCAUGCAAGAAUUGCUUGCGAACUUCAUUUCGAUUUCGUACGCGUUUUCCCUUAGGAUCUCUGCAUUGCAAGUUUUCUGUGCAGCCACACAGAGUAAAUUUGUGUUGCUGCAGUUACAACACAUGUGUUACGGUAAGUAUACACUUUUUUCUUGUGAUACGAACAGGCGACGCGGCGACUUCUUCCGCAAACCAAACGGAUAGUACUAUCCUGAGGAAAAACGUCCCCACCCCAGAGUUGUCAUGCAGAUUUGCCACGACAGGAACAUUUUUGAUGCGCAUCCCCAUGACAGGCAUUUUCAAUCGUAUUUGAAAAUUUGUAAUGCCGUAAACACGAUGAGAAGACGGCUUUCUCAUGCAGCUUCCCUUGCCAACCAGCACUACACUGCAGAGGGAAACUUGUCAUGCACUGCUCCGAAAGCUUAGAGAUUUGUGUUGCUAGAUUCCCAACUUGACUAUGGGGUGGGGACGUUUUUACUCAGGAUAAGUACAUCGGCGGCGAAUUUCCGGUCCGCCGCGGCGGACGACAAGCGCCGGGUGGGGCACUGCGCGGCGGUGAUCAUUUUGACAAGCCAGUCGAUCGAAGCGGACCUGUUGCUCUGGGCUUCAUUAUAUCAAAUGCAGAUAUGUCUGGGUCUGGAAAGAAAAAGAAUGGGACUUGUGAUGCUAGCUGUCGAUCACACAAAAAUCUGUGUUGCAAGAGAGGCAAAAGACACUCAGACUAUUGCCACCCGGAGAGAGCAUUUCUCAUGCACUUUAGGCAUGAGCAAACCUGUGAUGCUAGAGCAUGCAUCAGAUGCAAUGGGAGCCAUGUGCAAUUUGCAUGACAAACUCCCCAAGUCUUCCAGACCCAGACACAUAUGCACUGGAUACAUUAACCAGCAGCGGGUACCGGGUGGACCAGAUCCUCGGAGCGGGCAUGUCGGUGCCAGUUUUGCUAAAGCUCCCCUACUAUGAAAUGCAAAAGCAUCGUACUAGUAUGAAUUGCAAUACAAAUUUCCUCAGCAUGAGAAAUAGAAUUUGUAAUGCGGAUUUAACUUGAGAAAAGAACUUGUAAUGCAUGGUUGCGAUUACUACGACUACGAUACUUUUGCACAGGAUACCUACACGCUCGCGCAACAGAGCCGAACGGCGAGUCGCAUGACCGCCGCCUUUGCCGACACCAGCGAGGAGGAGCGGUUCACCAUCCUCUGGCGGCCGGGCCCGCAGGCGGUCGGUGUCUUCACUUGGAACAUGAACGAAGCGCAACCGGAAGCCGCCAAGAUGGUAUUCCUCCCCGAGGGCGGCUGCGACGGCUCGCUGAAUUUUUUUGGGAAUCAAGAGAACACGGGAACCAGCGGGGCGUCUUCUACACUACUUCGUUCCGCAACGCUGGCGGAAGAGUACCCGCCAGUCUCCCCCGCCGAUGAGGCAAACAUCAAGAUCACGAACCUGCUAUCCUGUGCAAAAGUAUCGUACUCGUAUUGCAAUCAUGCAUUACAAAUCUUUUUCUUGAGGUAAAUCCGCACUACAAAUGUUAUUUCUCAUGCUGAGGAAGUUUGUAAUGCAUUUAUACGAGUACGAUACUUUUGCACUGCAUAUCUGCAGGGCGAGGAUACCGACUUCACAGUGGCGGACCUCCGCACCUGGGAACUGCCCAUCCGCUGUAUCAAAAUGAAAAAUCCCCCCUCGUCCCCAUACUCAAAGGGAAAUUUGUGUAGCAUGACUUGGGAUAACAAAUCACGCUGUCAUGCUAGAAGGGAAGUAGAGAUCGAUGUACACACUGUUGUAGUGCUGGCUGGCGUAGGAAAGCCUUGCGCCUUUAGCAUGACAGAAAGCAACUGGAAGCGGGAUGAAACAGCACGGCAAAUUGCCUGCAAACGAAAUAAGUAAGAGCAACUGCGCUUCUUGGCCUUCUAGCAAUACAAGUCGACUUGUGUACUCAAAUCCAGCAACACAAGUUUCGUCUUGGAUAUGGGGAGGGGGGAUGUUUCCUCACAAUGCGCUGGUUUGGCCUGGUGGAUUUGUACAACAUCGGGCACUGGGAAACGCACUACAUGAACUUCAUGACGGACGCGGCUCGCGAGGGCAUGCAGGCAGACGUGGCGUUUUUCUUCCCGGGCAAGGACAUUCCCAAUCUGUUUGGGUGGGUUCCCGAGGAGGAGGACCUGUACUCGGACGGUCUGAAUUGCCGGGGGGAAAUCGCGGGCUACGCGAGCGUAUCAACUGCAAAUAUGUCUGGGUCUAGAAGAUUGCAACUUGUGAUGCUGUCUUUGGAUGCAGAUGCCAAUAGAAAUUUUCAAUGCAUGACCAGCAAGAGGAGACCAGUCUGUGCUACGCGGAGAGGGCCGCGUUUGUCAUGCGGAACAGGCAACAGCAAGCCCGAAAAAAAUCUGUGAUGCUGGGUGAUGCGUUACAGGCAUCAUGGAUCAUGCAGAAUAUGCAUGACCAAAAACCUUGCAUCCUUCCAGACCCAGACAUAUUUGCAAAUCAUAGACCCUUCAGGGAAUUCGGGACAUGCAGGCAGCGGACGACCCUGAGUCGGUUGACUACAAUAACUUCGCGAAUCCCGGCGGGAGAGCCGCGAGCGACAGAAAUGACGGAGGUCUACUUAAUACCGGUGGACAAAACUCCUACUUCCCUGGUUCGUCAGCCGGCGGAGGUGCAAGUGGUAUUAGUAGUUCCUCGGAUCUUUCAUCCUCCCUUCCGAACUGCAAAGACUUGAAACGCCAGCCGAAAAAAAUCAACGCGAAGGACUUGUACGACCAAUUUGACUAUCAAGUGCAAAUAUGUCUGGGUCUGGAAGAAUGCAGAGUUUGUCAUGCGUGACCAGCAUGACUCUCAAGUCUGUCAUGCGUGUUCGGCAAGCAUCCCAGAUUUCUGUCAUGCGGAAACGCAGUUUGCCAUGCAGAACAGGCAACACCUAGCAGCUCAAGAACUUGUCAUGCGUGGCCACCAAUUGGGACGGCCUCAAGAUUGUCGAGCUAGCAUCACAAGUUUCCAGACCCAGACAUAAGUAUUUGCAUUUGAUAUUGACAGUAAGAAACUGGACAUCGUGCGCGUCUCCGCCGUAGAACUGAUCGCUUUGACCCUAGAGAAGCUCUCGGAGUCCGACUCGAGCAGCAUGGGCCAGAAGCAGUUCCGGUCACUGCACGUCCAGUCCGGGAUAUCCUGGGCAAAAGUAUCGUACUCGUAUUCUUGCAAUCAUGCACUACAAAUCUUUUUCUUAUAGGUAAAUCAGCAUUACUCUCAUGCUGAGAAAUUUGUAAUGCAUUUAUACGAGUAGGAUAGUACUUUUGCAAUUCAUACGGGAUCGAGGUCACCUACUGCGGGGAUAAUUUCGGGCGACCCGGGUGCGACCACAACAUGGACAUGUGCGAAAAGUGCGACGAGAGUCUGAAGGAGGAAACCGAAACCGAUUACCUGGAUCGCGAAGACAUGUACGCGUCGGAAGAAGAAAAAGCGAUGUGUAUCAAAAGGAAAAAUCCCCCCUCCCCAUAUCGAAAAGGCACGCCUCAGAGAAUUUGUCAUGCUGAUUUGUUACCACAAAUCGCGUCUGUCUUGCAAGAAAGCAACGGCAUAGGUUCCGCCCCAGUAUACAGGCGGUUUGCCAUGCUGUUCGGCCUACAGCAUACGCGUCCCUCAUGCCAAGUGCCUAGGCCAGAACCUCUCUACAUGGGCACGAUAUGGGCCUGCGGUCCUCUACUGCAAGACAGAUCUGAUGCGUGUACGCAAAUCCAGCAUCCGAGAUUUCGUUUUGAUGCGGGGGGAUUUUUCAUUGUGAUAAUGUGGGCAGCGGAGAUGAGUUCGAAGGUGUUGAAGAUCUCGAAGAUGCUAUGCAAGAAAAAAACUGUGUAAGUGUAAAUUUGUGUUGCAGAAGACAAGAUGCAACAGAGUUACACCUGUCAUGCCAGACAGCCAUGAAGUCCUCCUUUCAUGUGUGUUUUCCCAUACAAACCAUGCAUGAUAGGUUUUCUCUGUCAUGUAGAGCAAAUUUGUGAUGCUGCCAGCCAAGGAAAGUUACACUAACACAGUUUUUUUCUUGGAUAGAUGCUGCAAACGGAGGAGAUGACGAGUGGGGAACAGGACAAUGCUGCUGACAUCGGACGAGGUCCAAGGAACAGGAAUAUGAAACAAUCUUCCGCCUCUACGAACGAUCGCGUUCACCAAGACUUGAGAGACUUCAGACCAACGGACAGGCCUGUGGCGCAGCAGGUCGUAGCGAGCGCGCAGCUCCAUCCCGGCGGCGGCGCGCAAAACGCUCCGUCGCAGAGGACAUUAGACGACAGCUACGACCACGAUGUGUACGAGGAUCAUAAUCCCUACGAGGAGCCGUUAGCGGACAAUCUUUUUUACGACUCCGAGAGGCACGAAGCGCACUUGUCGGCGUCGGAGGUAGGCAGAGCAGGGCUGCAAAAUGAGGACGCUCCGGUGACGGGCACAACGAGUACAACCGGUGAAAAGAUAGACAAGGCGGAAUACGACCGCUUUCACCAUGAGGUCCGCGGCGUGAAACGGAUUGUGUUCGUGGGCGGCCAGCACAUCCGGGGCACGCGGCACUACCGGCGGAAGACCAUGAACGCGUGCCAGGACUGGGCGACAAAGUGGGAAACGACGUUUCUGCGGGGGAAUUUCAAGAGCGGGAAGCGGUUUUGCCCCCUCUGCGGGGACACUUCGAAAAGCUUUACCACGGUGGACGAUUUGAAUGAGUUGGUGGACCAAGUGUGCGGGUUUUUCGAGGUGAGAUUGAUCCUGUGGGACCAGCGGAGAGGGGUGUUACCCGAUGUCACGGAGUUUCUCCGGAGGCACCAGAACGUGCGGCUCCGGAAAUUCGCGGAUCGCAUCCAGUACAUGAAUCUGUUCUCCCUGGCAAUCACGAAUAGCAUGAACGAGGUGGUCCGGUUGUUCAUCAAAAAAGUUUUUCUGGAACAUGCCUACGACGUUCCGUUGCAGCAACUCGGAGAAGCGGCUGCUGAUCCCGCGGUGAAGGAGUUUCUGUAUUCGCAGCAGGAGUGGGUCUCUACUCUACGCUUUUCAAAUGCCUGCCGUGGCUGGGGUAGUAGUAGUAGUGGUACUUCUCCUAUUGUGAGGAAAAAUCCCACCUCCAUAUCGAAAGCGGAAUUUGUGUUGCUGUAUUUGAGUACACAAAUCACAUCUGUCUUGCUAGAGAGGACUGCAGACCCAUAUCAAGCCUGAGCAGAGAUGCUUUGACUUAGGCGCUUAGCAUGAGAAGCGUCCGUGAUGUUGGCUCAACAGCAUGACAAACCGCCUCUAUAAUGGGACGGAAGCUGCUGCCCUUGUCUUCUUGCAACACAAACGUGAUUUGUGACCUCAAAUCAGCAACACAAAUUUUCGAAAACCUACCUCUUCAAUAUGGGGAGGGGGGAUUUUUCCUUGCGAUAUCUCCUGCAGCCUCUUACACGACGAGCUCCAAAAAAGCCGUGGACCAAAGCGAUAAGCUCCUGAACACCGAGGCUGACGAGUUCGCGCGGCGCCUUAGGGCGGGUGUGGAUAGUACUUCUAGAGACCACAACCAAGGGAACAGCGGCAGCAGCGCAGGAUCUCCUUCAAAAGUGACGCUUGGCGAUUUAUCCGCCCAAAACGCGCAGCUGCUGCUUAUGGCGUUCUCAACUGUUACAUUAUCAGCCGUUACGUGGAUAAUUUUUGAUGCAAGAAAAAGAAUCGCAAGAAAAGUGAAAGGGGCGCCCUUGCGCGUCUUGCAUGACAGAUUUGGCACAGAGUCUCAGCCUUCUUUGGCUCUUCGAGAAUCUGUCAUGCGAAGCAGCUUGAUCGCGUCGAUUCUGAUAUGUAUUUUUGCAUGACAAAUCAUGUAACAGCUGAGAAUUUAACAUUUGAGAACGCCAUACUGCUUCGCGCCCAGCAGUUCAAUCCCGAGCAACUGAGCCACGUCUGCAAGAAAUUCGCGUUUCUGCAGCAACAGCAGCGCAGACGAGCAUUGCUGUACGAACUGCGGGCAAAAUUGAACGAGGAGCUCGCACUCUACUCCGCACUGCUUGCGUCCGUGGACUUGGGGCCGGACGUCGUGCAAAUGUUCCCCCGGUGGCUUCCCUCCUGGCCGCGGGACGCGACGGUGCGAGCCCGAUCGAUGCCGGAGGUCUUGGUGAAAUUCUUCGCGCCCGUGCAGACCCAGAUCGUGGCGAGCGAUGACCUUCCCUGGAACCCCGACGCGCUGCGGUAUCCAAAUCUCCGAGCCAAAAUCGGGCGCGCCCACAUUCAGGAACUACUCCUGCAGGAGCAGGAGGGAGCAGCAGGAGGGCAAGCAGGAGCAGCAGCGAGCUCGUUCCUGCAAGAAAAAGCGGUGGGGAGCUACAACGUCGCACAACCGCCGCCCGGCUUUUCUGCCGGCAUGGAAGAACAGAAUUCCGAACAACUCGGGGCCCGCGUGCCCGCGCCUGAGCCCGACAUUUACCCGUUGAGAAGCCGCGAGAGCAGCGUGGCUUCGAUUUUGCAGGACGACCUGGAGCAGAUCACCUUUGCGUUCUCGCUUCUGUCCGCCGAGGUGAAGAUAUGAAAGUGCACAACUCCCCCUCCCCCUCACUUGUAUUGCUUUGCAUGACAAAUGAGGGGGAGGGGGAGUUGUGCACUGUCAUAGAAGAGUCUCGCGCUCGACAAGUUCACGGCGCAAAUUGAGUACCUGCGGAAGGUGGCUCUGAAAAAGCCGCAAAAAUUCAACCAGGAAGCGAUUAAGGACUGGACCAGCUGGAUCUGCCCAGAACAUGACUACUACGAUGGGAGGACGAGUGGGCAACGGGCAGCUCCUGGGGUUCGUGCGAGAGCAGGACAAGGAGGGACAAAAUCUACUUCCACCGGUGGGGCAGCUGGUGCGCGAGGUGAACCAAGCACCGGCCAGGGGCAACACAGUGGACUCUACCAACUGCAAACGGAACCAGUCCUGCAGAUUGACGACUUCGUUUUUUGCACCGGGUGGCGCAGAUUCGACGAAAAUGAUCAAAACUUCGAAUACAAGAACGCGUACGAUAGAGAAAGCAUGAAGAAAGCAGCUUCAUCAACAACAUCACUGUCCUCUGCAAGUAGCCCAGUGAAGGUUAAGGAGCACGCGAGCGUGUAUCUCGCGCGGCACAUGUCCUCCAUUCUGGACAUGGCGAAUCGGCUCUUUGAGGAGAGAAACGCGGACGUGGCGAGCGGCGGCGCUGCGAGUGAUAUGAACUCCGCUGUGAAAAACGAUCAGGCGAUCUUCGAAAAGUUGGAGAAGAACGCCCUGCAGAUGCUGGAGUCCCUCGGGAGACAAACCACGGUGAAUCCGGAGAACCAGGCGUUUCGGUACCGGUGGCGGCCUAUGAACUGCAAAAGUAUCGUACUCGUAUAAAUGCAUGACAAAUUCCCUCAGCAUGAGAGAUAAAAUUUGUAAUGCGGAUUUCCAUUGAGAAAAAAAAAAUGCAUGACUGCAAUACGAGUACGAUAAUACUUUUGCACAGGAUACGGCCGGUCGACGCCAGCCGGUGGUUCUUUCACCAGUGGAGCAGCGGCGCCUGGUAUGGGAAGAAAAAAGUGUUACAGUUGCACAUUGUGUUGCAAGCCAUGCAAGACAGACGCGUUCUGUCAUGCCGGAUAAGCAACGAGCUUCGUUUCAUAGGUGUUUUCCCUUAGAGUUUCUGCAUUGCAAGUUUUCUCUCUCAGGAAUUUGUGUUGCUGAAUUGACUUACAAAUGUGUAACUGUAACACUUUUUUCGUGGGAUACCUGGCUGACGCACACCUUGUACGACGGUAGCCACAAGGUCGCGGAUAUCCAAGAAAAAAAAGAUAUUAUGUAGGUGUACUACCUUUUUUGGCGGAACAGCAUUGAUACACAAAUCUGUUUGGCAUGACUGCAAAAUAAACCUGUCAUGCGCAGCUUGUACGUGAAAACGCGCUGGAAUGCUGGGCUCUACAUUUAUGGAUGUUGACCAGCAUGACAGACGCAAUUAUGUUGCAUGUUGCGCAUCACAAAUUGAAAGCUACGCCUACAAUCCUUUUUGCUGGAUAGUGGACUACGAAGAGGUAAACGAGCGGCGGGAGGACCGGAUGAUCGUCUUGGCGCUGGUGUUUCUCCUGUUCGGCAUUCUGCUGAUGAUUGCCGCGACAAGAAAUAUUAACAUCGUGCGGGACCCGGAUUCCCUCGGAGUGCUCACGGAGGACCCGGGCGGGGUCUUCCAACAGCUUAUGUCCAAUUUUGUCACGAACAUUGUCACCCUGAUAUUACAAUGAAAAAUGCCCUGCCCGCCCCAGAACUUGGGAUUAUCUGUAUAUGCAAACCUUUCCAAAUGAAACACUCGCCCUCUUGCAUCUAUCAGCAUCACAGAUUUUCAAUUGUGAAUAGCAAAAAUCAGUAUUGCAAAAAAUCCCAGCUGCAAGAGCGGUGCUUGUCAUGCAAGCGAUGUAAUAUACCUCUAGACUCUGCAUCAGAAAGACUCAUAGUCCUUUUAUGCAUGACAAAAAGUUUUCAUUUGGAAACUUCUUCGCAUCACAAGUUAUUGCAUCUUUGGGGGUGGGGGCAUUUUUCCUUGCAAUACCUGAUGCCCGCUGACACGCACAAGGAUGACAUGGACUUCAUCGAGCAUGGCCACCUCUCGGACAUUGAAAUUCAGGGCUACAAUUCAAAUUCCUCUGGCGGCAUCACCAGUACGUUGUCUGAGCCGAUGAGUGACACCUCCGGUCGUGGUGCACCCGCUGCUGGUGGAACAGCGACCUCGUCCUCGAACAAGCAGGGAAGUAGUAGAAACGAGCGCUCUCAACAGAACACGCAAAACAAGAACUCUCUGAGCACGAAAAGUUCAUCUCGGAAGCAACUGUCCAUGCGGGCGUUGGAAAGUAAGAAAAAGAACUACCAUAUCAAAAUGAAAAAUCACCCCUCCCCAUAUCAAAAAGGAAAUCUGUGAUGCGGGAUUUGUGUACACAAAUCACAUUUGUCUUGCAGGAAAGCAUUGCGCGCAGAUCGCAAGCCUCAGGGGAGGCCUUUUGGUGUAGAGGUCUAGCAUGGCAGACGUCUACCCUGUUGUAGGCCUUGCAGCAUUACAAACCGCCGGCAUAUCGUGGCGGACUCUCUGGGUUUGCCUUCUGGCAAGACAGACAGGAUCACAAAUCUGCAUCACAAAUUUUCGGAAGGACAUGCUUCCAAGAUGGGGAGGGGGGAUUUUUCCUCGCGAUAUAUCAAGCGCAAACGAAAGACGCGGGAGCCGCAGCACAGCAGAAAGCGGACGACCGUGGGGACGAAGGAGAAGUGCUGGACGUCGGUGCAGAAGAUGGCAGGAUUUUUAGGAAUUAUGAGACCUCGUCCGCGGGUGCAAAAAUAUUAAACGGAAACAACAAGAAAGUCCUAAACAGAGCAGGACGAGAGGGGAGCAGCGGUAGUCUUUUAAGAAGAGAUAAUGGUCCUAGUGUUGCUAGCCGCGGAGCUAGCAUAUCAACUGUAAAUAAAGUGUCUGGGUCCUCUGGAAGUAGAUUCUGACACUUGUCAUGCACGUUUUGCAUGAGCCAUGAUGUCGGUGAUGCAUACACUAGCAAUACAGAUUUUUGAGGGCUUCUUGAUGCCUAUUCCGCAUGACAAAUGCCUUCUCAAGGUAGGACGUGGAACGUGUGUCCACCUAGGGGUAUUGGCAGAGGCUAAAUCUGUUCUAACGCCACGGUAUUGGCAGAGGCUAAAUCUGUUCUAACGCCGCCCUGACAGGAGUCAAAGGUCAAAGCGAUACGAUACGAAGGUAGCAAAAAAUGCAUUCCCUUUGGUACUCAUGCAAUACAGAUUUUUUUUGGAAUCCAAAUGGAUGCAGCAUCACAAGUUGCAUUCUUCCAGACCCAGACAUUUUUACAUUUGAUAGAGCAGUGUAGACGAUCCGCGUGGAACCGAAAUUUCGAAGGCCUCGAUCAUAUCCGCGGAUGGAGACAAGGAGCGGCUAGGCAUUCUGCGUGGGCCUUCUGAUCGUAAUCUACCUACAGUCACGAGUGAUGGCACAGCUGCAGCUGCACAACAAGAGCAAACGAAAGUGCGCGGACUGAGCAUCGGCCGACGGACGGCGAUGAGUCGGGCGGAGAAAAGCCGGCAGACCUCCGCUUCGAAUGAGGAAGAAGAAGAAAUAUUGAACGAGGGUGAUGUUCAUCUUGACAGCGAAAUAACAAACCAAAAGGCGCAAACAAACCCCGGGGCGCCACCAGGCGGCGGUGGUGCCGCGAUAUUGUGAGGAAAAAUCUCUCCUCCCCAUAUUGCAAGCGCGUCCAUCUGAAAAUUUGCGAUGCAGAUUUGUGAUCACACAUCGCGUCUGUCUUGCAACAAGGCAAGUGCAGGCUGUCCGGGACGUCAUGCAGGCGAUUUGUAAUGCUGUAAGGCCUUGUGUACUCAAAUACAGCAUCACAAAUUUCGUUUUCGAUAUGGGGAGGGGGGAUUUUUUCUUUUGAUACGCGAGCAGCAGUAGUUCCUCGUUUCGCUUUUACCAGGAGGCGGAGGAGCAGACCAGGAAAAACUACGUCUCCAAUAGACCACGAGCACAACAAAGACGAAGUAACGACCUUCAACAACGGAUGGAAAUGAAUAAGCCACCAUGGAACCACCACGACUACGUCGAUGAUCUUGACGAUGACGAUUCUUUCUUCCCUUCGCUGCGUGAUGUCUUCCAGUAUCCUGUGCAAAAGUAUCGUACUCGUAUAAAUCUAAAUGCAAUUCUUGCAUUACUUAAAGUGAAUCAGCAUGGCAAAUUGUAUUUCUCAUGCGGAGAAAAAUGCAUUUAUACGAGUGCGAUACUUUUGCAGUUCAUAUCCAGACUGCACCUGCUCCCGCCGACCGGCACAAAGGAGAACAGCGAAGCAUAAGCGUUGUUGAAGAUGACAACAGGAAAAAGUACAUCCGGUCCAGGUCGCCCCCGAUGGCCGCCGCGAAGAGGUUCUUUCACAUAGGAACGCCGCACGAUCAAGACCAAAGCGGGAUCCAGCUAGAAGACGUGAGGGGAACACGAACAUCAUCAAGCGGAGAUAAAAAAGAUGUUGCACGAAGAGGAUCUACUUCCGCUGCAGCGCUCGUUCCUGGCCGUCAACCAAAAGAACACGAAAAGAACGACAGCUCACAAGAAGAAGAUGACUUGGUGUUUGGACAGGAAUCGGGAAUCCUGUUCAAGAAUGAUCCGCAGGACCGUCAUCAGGACCGCUCUGUUCUCUUCGGGUUGCUGUCACCGAUUCCAAUGGAGAAUUCGCCCGCGGCGGGAGCAGGUGCUGCCAGCGCUUUAGUACAACUUGGGGAUCAUGAUGAAGAUGAUGAUGAUCUUGAGCAGAACAUGAACAGUACGUCGGCCCCUGGGGGUGUUGUGGAAAGAACUGGUGCACCACUAGCGGCUGGAAAUAGAAGAAGCGAACGCGGAGAUGUAGUUGAAGAUCCUGCUGGAAGUUCUGCUCCUAAUGCAGGUGAGCAGCAGCAGGAAAAAAUCUAUGACCCAACGGCACAACCACGUCACACGACGAGGAGAACCAGUAGCAACUACCCUCGGCGGGGCGGGGCCUCCAGGACAAUUUUUCCGAUAUUGAAGAACAGCGGCGAAGAACAUCGGGAGGAGGUGGUGGGCAGCAGCACUUCCAAUCGCUCCGUGCAAUCAGGUUCAGAUGGACGGCCUGGUGGGGGGAGAGGAGAGAUCACGGAUGAAAAUCAAGGAACUAAUAGUAACCGGCACGAAGGAGACGAUCAUAUCGUGUGAGCAGGGUUGUAUGAUUUAUGCUUUUUGUUUUUUGAUUCAUUCAGGAGCAGGACGUCGUGCGGUUUUUUGUUAAAGAAAGAAAAAGCGUUAUAGUAUAUGCACAUGUACAAUUUCGACGCUUAGCUGACCAAGUGAAUCGAUUUUGUUUUUUCAAACCAAAUUGUCACUAUGAUCUUCAUCUUUGUUUUCACCGACAGUACCAAAAUCAAAACCAAAUCUAACGAGAAUGCAGGAGCUGGAAUUGCUUUGAGAAUCAACAGAAAAAUAAUAAAUCUAGUAGACCGCCUCCGCCACAAUAGGCGUGCUGGUCGUAGCUGAGCUAGCUUGCUGAUGUGACAGUACUGCACUCCGACAAAUAUGAUUGAACGCAUCGAUUGACCCAAUAUCGAGCUGCACUUCUAUCCGGCGGGGCGUAUCCUCUCCUGGAAGUAGCUACUCACUUCUUGUUCCAAGAAUUUAGUUCUUGGAACAAGAAGGCAGCUGUUGAGAGGGACUCACUUAGACUUACACUGACAGGAAGAUUGCAGAACUUGAGAAUACAGUUUCCCUGAAGAUGAAGUUUGGCGAGAUUCCGAUGUAACGGAGCACGCCCCCGCAAAGACACAAACCGUCGUGAGGAGGUGGCUUUCAUUCCAAG
Molecule: messenger RNA, 15172 nt
Organism: Amoebophrya sp. A120
Lineage: Eukaryota; Dinophyceae; Syndiniales; Amoebophryaceae
Source: the annotation of a GenBank genome assembly